AUGGCUGGUCCCAGCGCUCGCCGUAGUCGUGCUCUGAUCUCUGAUGGCGACGGCGACACUUCUCGCCAAAGUACUCCAGCGUCCACCGCUGCUCAUGAUCGCAAGCGCAUGCGAGCUGAUCCUGAACUCGCUGCUAACUUACUGUCUCCUGCUGAUGCAGCAAGGCCACAAAGAUCACGAAGACCCGCUGCCUCUCGGCGUAGUGCCACACCAGAAGAGAGAAAGUUUGUGCUUCAACCAAAACGCAGGCAUCAGCCUGGUGCAAUUGUGCGUGUCAAGCUCACCAAUUUCGUCACGUAUACCUCCGCCGAAUUCUACCCUGGACCGAAUUUGAACAUGGUAAUUGGUCCCAAUGGAACUGGAAAGAGUACACUUGUCUGUGCCAUAUGUUUGGGUCUGGGCUGGGGUCCGAAUUUGCUAGGACGAGCGAAAGAUGCUGCAGAAUAUAUUAAACAUGGAUGCAAAGAGGCAACUAUUGAGAUCGAACUGCAGCGAGCCACGAGUGGGCCUAGCAGAACUGGCAGCAACCCUGUUAUUACGCGAAACAUCAAAAAGGAAGGAAACAAAAACAUGUUCUACCUGGACGGCAGGCAGACUGCAAACAAAGUCAUUCAAGAAUUCGUUCGAGGCUUUAACAUCCAGGUCGACAAUCUAUGUCAGUUUCUGCCUCAGGACAGAGUCGUCGAGUUUGCGCAAUUAGGUCCGGUUCAGAGGUUGGAGACUACAUUGAGGGCUGCAGCAGAUCCAGAAGUACUAGAGUACCACGAGAGAUUGAAAGGUCUCAGAGAAGAGCAGAUAGAGUUCAUGAGUCAGAAUAAAGGAGAUCGGGAAAUUCUUCAAGAUCUGGAGAAGAGGCAGGACGCCCAGAGAGUGGAUGUUGAACGCCUGGAGGAGCGGCUAAGGACACAAAAGAAAAUCGAUCAAUUGACUAAGUGCCGGCCAGUGCCAAAAUAUCUCGAGGCGAAGAACAAGGCUAAAGAACUCAAGGAUCUCAAGGACAAAUUGACAACGGAGACAGCAAGACUGAAGCAAGAAUCUGCUCCUGCACUGCAGAAGGUGAAUGCGAAACAGCGAUAUGCAGCAGCAGCUGUGAGAAACCGGGAUGACGUACGAAAGGAAGUCAAGCGUGCUGAAGGCGAAUGCUCAAGACUCGACCGUGAAGUUAGUAACUCUGGCCAGAGAGUGACAGACUUGGCAGACGAGCACAAAGCUACCAGGGAUAGUAGCGCAAACGACAAGCAAGAGUAUUCGCGAAAACAGCGUGAAUUGGUUAACCUAAAAACCAGCAAGGAAGUUAGACCCGCUGAGUUUGAUCACGUCACAACCAACGAGAAGCUCAAUGAAUACAGGUUGCGUCUCCGCCAACUCACACAAGACGGUGAGCAAAAAGACGAGGCGUUGCAAGCUGCAAGGAACCAGGGUAGGGAAGCCCACAUCAGAAGGAAAGCAGCCGAGGAAAAGCUCAACAGCCUGAGUACUGAAGAGGGUCGACGUGAGGACAAGCUUGCUAGCGAUGCAAAGGACACGGCGGAUGCUUGGAGGUGGAUCAAAGAAAAUCAGCAGAUGUUCAAGAUGGAAGUUUUUGGUCCACCGGCCGUGACUUGCUCAGUCAAGGAUCCUCGCAUGGCAGAUGCCAUCGAAAGCCUCAUGAAUCAGGGUGACUUUCGAGCCAUUACUGUCCAGUGCAUGGACGACUUCCGUUUGAUUCAAGAAGAACUUACCAAGAAGAGGAAUCUUUUUGAGUUGACUGUUCGCAAGUCUGACGAACACGAUCUGUCGAGGUUUAGAUCCCUGAUGAGUCACGAGGAUUUGAUUAAGUUGGGAUUGGAAGGAUGGGCGAUCGACUACCUUGAGGGGCCGUCUGUUGUUCUAGCCAUGCUCUGUCAAUCAAGACAACUUCACCAGACGGCAACCACCAGUAAGACGUUGUCCGAGGAACAAGACCAAGCGAUUGGGAAGAGCUCAAUUAAGAACUACGUUACCAAAGAUAAAUUCAUCAAAGUCUUCCGACGCGAGGACUACGGAGUAUCCACGACUCAGACCUCAGAUAUCAAGCCGGCAAGGUGGUGGACCGAUAAACCAGUUGACACUCAGCGAAGAGAAGAACACAUGCACGACCUCAAAAGAGAGCAGAAAUCAGUACAAUCCUACAAGGAACAGGUUGAGCAGCUCAAGACUGAGAUAGAACGUAUCAAGGAGGAAAGACUGCAGGAGGAGUCAGCACGUAAUAAGCUCGCCGAUGAGAAGGAGGCAGCGCAGCGAGCUCAGGCUGCUUACAAUGGUAUUGGCACCAAGAUUGAGCGGGUCGAGGACCGCCUCAGAGUGUUGGAGGGAAACAUGGCAACUGUCAAAGAACGAUGUCAUGCCAUAGCCAGGCAGAAGGACGAGGAAAUGCUCAAGAAGGCUCAGCAUAUCCUCGAGUACUGUGAGGUCAUCCACUCUCUGAAGGAGGCCAGCCAAAAACUUCUCGAGGCGGAGGUUAUUGCUAUAGAAGCCCAGAGCGACUUUCAAACUCUGGAACGUUUGCAUUCGACAUUGCGCGACACACUCAAGCAAAAGGAAGGCCAAUUGAAUGCUGCCAGCAAGGAGCACGAAGUAGCUAGACAAUCAGCGUUGGCUCUCAAGAGUUCGUUGGAAGAGGUUCGUCAAGAGGCAGAAACUCUAUCAGAGGAGGAGGAUGACAACAGCCUGUUCGAAUUGCUGCAAAGCUUAGCGAUGCAGCGAGACUUGACAGAACAGACUCUCGAAGACAUGAUCGAUGCAGAGAAUGCAAAACUUGGAUUGACAGAUGGCGGUAUCAACGCUGCGAAUGUCAUUCGGGAAUAUGAGGAACGAGCUAAAAAGAUUGAAAAGCUGCAAACCAAGCUGAGAGACUACAACAAAAAGCAGGAUGAGUACAUUUCUUCCAUCAAGACAAUCAGAGAGAGCUUCGAGGCAGACCUGCAGUCUAUCAUCGAGAAGAUCGAUGCCGCUUUUGCAGAAUCAUUUGAGCGCAUUGGCUGUGCUGGUCAGGUCAAAGUUCAUAAAGCUUCAUCCGAGGACCCAGCAGACUGCACCGAAGAGCUUGGUGGACAAGAGAACGGCCUCGACUUUGCAAACUGGGCCAUCCAUAUCCUGGUCAAAUUCCGAGAAAAGGAACCGCUAUCUCUUCUCGACAGCCACCGACAAUCAGGUGGUGAGCGAGCAGUCAGCACAAUCUUCUACCUCAUGGCUCUGCAAAGUCUUAGCAAAUCUCCGUUUCGUGUCGUGGACGAAAUCAACCAGGGCAUGGACCAGAGGAAUGAGCGCAUGGUUCAUGGUCGGAUGGUCGAUAUCGCUGCUGCCAAUGAGCGAGCUGUUGCGCAAGGUCAAGCAAAUGGCAGCCAGUAUUUCCUCAUUACCCCGAAGUUGUUGUCUGGGUUGAAGUAUGAGAAAGAUGUUAGGAGGACUGCUGAGGGCGGAGACGAAUAUACUGAGAAGGGGCGGAAGUUCGAUUUUGCGGCAUUUGCUGGACGUGCAAGACAGCUGGGAUUGGGCCGUCUCCAGGGAGGAGAAGGCAGGAUGGACUCUAGAGCCAGUAUGAGAGGAGUAUCUGUUAGUGCCUGA
Molecule: messenger RNA, 3585 nt
Organism: Lithohypha guttulata
Lineage: Eukaryota; Fungi; Ascomycota; Eurotiomycetes; Chaetothyriales; Trichomeriaceae
Gene: SMC5
Product: Structural maintenance of chromosomes protein 5
Exons: 2
Coding region: 1-3585 (1194 amino acids)
Biological process (GO): double-strand break repair via homologous recombination
Cellular component (GO): nucleus; Smc5-Smc6 complex
Molecular function (GO): ATP hydrolysis activity; ATP binding; single-stranded DNA binding
Source: RefSeq, a predicted model, not a curated record